Prorocentrum cordatum is the source of this 3067-nucleotide messenger RNA. NCBI's taxonomy places the organism in Eukaryota, Dinophyceae, Prorocentrales, Prorocentraceae. The record is from the annotation of a GenBank genome assembly.
GCCGAGGGGUCGGCGCGGCCGCGCGCGCAGGGGCCCCCCGGCCCCCCUCGGCCGGCCGACGGCCCCGAAGAGAGCCGCUGGGCCCAUGGCCUGAGCGCCGCAGCGCCGCGGGCGGACCGGACGCGCAGCCGGCCGCCGCGCCGCCCCUGCCCCCCUCCGGCGCCCGCCCGGAGGCACGCCCCCGGCAGGCCCCUGCAGGCCAUGGACGACAGGCAUGCGCUCUCCGCGAUCCGGAGCGGCCUGGCGGACCGCUCGGCGGAGCGCCGCAAGCAGGCGCAGGAGCAGCUGGAGAGGCACGUACGGGACCUGGCGCAGGAGCUGGACGCCGCGGCCCCAGGUGCCCCGAGGGACGCCCGCGACGGCGCGGUGGAGGCGACCCUCCGCACCCUCAGGGACGAGUUCUGCGCCUCGCCCUUCCCGGAGAAGCGCAAGACGGGCCUCCGCUGCCUCGCGGCGGCCGCCGUCGCCCUGGGGCCUCGGCACGCGCGGGCCUGGACGGAGACGCUCGUGCCCGUGGUGCUCACGCGCUUCUCCGACGAGGAUCCCGGCGUGCGCUACGGCGCCUGCGAGUCGUUCUACAACAUCGCCAAGGUGGUGCGAGGGGCCAUCCUCGUGCGGGAGGGCGCCGAGGCGAGCGCCUUGGGGUACCUCAGGGACACCUUCGACGGGCUCUGCAGGCUGUACUGCGACGUGGACGCGAAUGUCAAGGACGGCGCCCAGUGCCUCGACCGCCUGGUCCGCGACAUCGUCACGGAGUGCAGGGACUUCAACUACCCAGAGUUCAUCCCCCUGCUCACCACUCGCAUCCGUGUUCUGAACCCGUCGGUGAGACAGCUGGUCCUCGGCUGGAUGCUGCUCCUCGAUUCCGUGCCACAGGUGGACAUGAUCGAGUACCUGCCACAGUACUUGGAGGGGCUCUUCGGCAUCCUCACGAGCGAUAACCGCGAGAUCCGCAACACGGCGGAGGGCUGCCUGACGGAGCUGCUGGCCGAGAUCAAGAGCAGGACCUCAGACGACACCUCGGAGCCGCGCGCGCGGGCGAUACGGCACAGGGGCGCGCAGCGCGCGAUCGCGCAGGCAGCCCCGACCAUCGCCAAGUGCUGCCGCGGCGGCGGCGAGAGGCGCCAGGAGGACAACUACAUGCGCCUGCGCGCUCUGCACUGGCUGCUCGAGCUCGUCAGGAUGCAGACCUCCCUGGAGCAGGAGCCCGGCGCCCCCGCGGACCCGGCCCCAGCCGCUGAGGACGCCCAGCGGCCUUUGCACGCCCGUGAGCCCCACGGCGCGCGCCCGGCGGGGGUGUUCCACUUCGGCCACGCCCGUGCCUUCAGCGCUGGCCUGCUCGCGGAGCCCCCGCCCGGCGGGGCGACGAGCCCGGCGCUGCCCCCCGGGGGCGACGACGCUGGCGGGGGCCUUAGCGCGCUGCUGCCCGUGCUGCUGUCCGGGGCGCUGCACUGCCUCGACGACGCCGAGGACGAGAUCCGGGACGAGGCGGAGCAGGCGAACACGGCCCUGCGGGCGGCCGCCUCCUGCCUGGAGCGGCGGCUGCCGGUCGAGGCGGUGGCCGACGCGGUGCUGGGCGCCAUGCGCCGGGGCGAGGGGGGCCAGGAGCGGAGCCCCGCCGUGCUGCUGAAGUGCUUCAGCUGGGCGCAGCUGCUGCUGCGGCAGGCACCGGGCCGCGUGCUGCAGCCGGCGGUGCGGGACCGGCUGCUGGAGGCGGCGCUGGCGGUCCUGGGCUGUCCGGAGGAGGAGGAGGAGGAGGAGGCUAAGGAGGACGCGGAGCGCAGGGCCGCCAAGGAGGCCGCGGAGGGCGCAGCGGGAGAGCGCGUUGCGGCCGUCGCGCUGCAGCUCAUCGCGUCGCUGGUCGCCCCAAGCGCGCAGCCGCAGGCCUCGGAGGGGCAGCUGCACAUGACGCCCCUCCCCAGCGUCGCCUCCGACGACGACGUGGCGUGCGCCACGCAGCCGGAGGCGCGCCUCAGCCCCGAGCAGCACCACCUGGGCGCCGCGCCCGACGGAUGCCCUGGCGAGGGUGGGUCAGAGCAGCAGCGUAGGCCUAGCGGCGACGGCGACUUUGCUGGCGGUGGUGGUGGUGCUGCUGCCGAAGCUGCGGCUUCUGCUCGCGAAGCGGCCGGGGAAGGGCCAGCUGCGAGCCUGUUCGCGCGCAUGUGCCACAGGCUCUUCGCGCUCAUGAAGGAGGACCGACGGGUGCUGGGCAGCCGCGGCGCCCUGAUCGUGCGGCAGCUGUGCGAGGGCGUUAGCGCCGACCGGUUCUACGCCAUCGCCGCGCGCGCGGUGGUGGCCGAGCAAGACCCCGAGUUCGCCCAGCAGCUGGUGCGCGUGCUCAACCGGGUGCUGCUCACCUCGCGGGAGACGAGGGCCCUGCGCGCUCGGCUGCGCGACGCCGCCGCCGCCGCGCCGAGGCCGAGCGCGCUGCAGCUGCAGGGCGGCGGCGAGCCCGGGCAGCAGGCGCCAGUGUUGCCGCUGGAGCUGCUGCGGUCCUGGCGCUGCUGCCAGGCCUGUGCCCUGGGGCUCUGCCUGUGGCUGCACUGGUUUGAGCUCGCCGCGGAGGUCACCGCGGGCCUCGCGCGCAGUGGCCUGGCGCCGUGCCUGGCGGCGCAGCUGGCCGAGCUGGCCGGGCUGCUGGAGAGCCCCGUCUUCGUGCGCGUGCGGCUGGAGCUCCUCGACACGCGGAGGCACCCGGCGCUCUUGCGUGCGGUGCUGGGCCUGGUCUCCCUACUGCCGCAGGAGAAGACGCUGCGGCGGCGGCUCGACCUCGUCACGACGGGGAUCCUCUUGGACCGCCUGGGCCCCGGCGGCGGCGGGCCGCCCGCGCCGGCCAGGGUCCCAGGCGCGGCCGUGGCCGCGCGCCUGGCGGAGUUCGAGGAGGUGGUCGAGCUGCACCGGUGGCGCGACUGCACGAUGUGAGCCGCCGCUGCGGCCGCAGCGCUGGGGAGCACCGGGCUGGCGGGCGGCAGCCUCUGGACGGGUGGCUGUGCACGACGCCGGGCCAGGUUCGCGCGGUGCACUUGCGUUCGCAUCACCUGCUCACCCAGACGUGCUUGCGUCGCGA